This is a messenger RNA of Saccoglossus kowalevskii, 1248 nucleotides long. RefSeq names its product heparan sulfate glucosamine 3-O-sulfotransferase 1-like. Gene Ontology annotation, molecular function: [heparan sulfate]-glucosamine 3-sulfotransferase activity. The record is from RefSeq and is a predicted model, not a curated record. NCBI's taxonomy places the organism in Eukaryota, Metazoa, Hemichordata, Enteropneusta, Harrimaniidae.
AUGAGGUGGGUUCCGUAUCGUCUUAUUAUAUCAAAAGAGCAUUCAAAAUGCGCAUUUUUUGCCGCUGUUCUUGUUUUGAUGCUAACUGUUAGACAUAUCAGUCACGUUCAACACUGCACGCAGUCACUUAUCGAUCUCAAACGUUCGUGCUCGGAGACCGCAGUUGUAUGUACGGCGAAUUCGUCAUCAGUUCACUCGGCGGAAGUCAUCAUCGGUGAUAAUGUCACUCGUAGUAUACAGCUCCGCGAUGUGUCCUUGGUUGCAGAAGAAACGGAACAGUCGACUUGGGAUGCGAGCUACGACGAAGCGAAGUACAUCGAGGCGAAAUUCGGGAGUUUUUGCUACAGCCCAAAGUAUCCGUACUUCGUCGCUACCGAUAAGCAGCUUUUGAGUGAAUCCGUGUUGAGAGAACGAGGUUGUGCAAAACGGCUGCCAAAGGUCAUCAUCGCUGGCGUCAAAAAAUGCGGCACAGGCGCGGUAUUGAGAUUUCUAAACCUCCACCCAAAUAUCACCGGGUCAUCUCAAGCCGAAGUCCACUAUUUUGACUCGCGAGUUAAGAGAGAUCUGACAUGGUACCGAGACCAGAUGCCAUAUAGUUCUCAAGAUCAAAUUACAAUAGAAAAAACUCCAACCUACUUCAACUUCCCCGACGACGCUCCGCGGAGGAUUCGUGAAGAGUUGUCACCGGAGACAAAAAUUAUUCUGGUAUUGUGCGACCCUGUUAGAAGGGCGGUGUCUGAUUACUUAGAAUACCAGUGGAGAACAACUGUACCGGGAGCCGGGGCAGCGAAAAGAAUCCGAAAGACUUUCGAGUUGACGGUGGUGGACGUCGGAUAUUCUGAAAGUGUGAAAGAAGAACAGGAGAUUGUAGAUCUCGGGGUUUAUAUAAAGUUUCUAAUACGCUGGUACGAUGCGUUUGAAAAAGAGAACAUACUGUUGGUGGAUGGAACCCGAUUUUCUAACGCUCCGUACCGAGAACUCCAAAAGAUUGAGCAUUUUCUCGGCCUUCGGCCUUUCUUCAGAGAAGCUCACUUUUCGCUAAACCCAGAUAGAGGAAUAUAUUGCAUUAAUUUUCCAAAAGAAUAUUGUUUACCGGAGAGCAAAGGACGUACACACCCAAUUGUGGACGACAUCAUUUGGCAGAAAAUGUGCGAUUUUUACGCGCCUUAUGAUAAAAUGUUAGCUAAAAUCUAUGGAUAUAAUUUUUCGUGGGUAGGACAUUGCGAACAACGAAAACAAUACCGAUGA